Nothobranchius furzeri (turquoise killifish) is the source of this 1367-nucleotide messenger RNA. Its product is annotated as ras-related protein Rab-9A. Gene Ontology annotation, cellular component: phagocytic vesicle; lysosome; late endosome. Gene Ontology annotation, molecular function: GTPase activity; GTP binding. Lineage: Eukaryota; Metazoa; Chordata; Actinopteri; Cyprinodontiformes; Nothobranchiidae. The record is from RefSeq and is a predicted model, not a curated record. Gene Ontology annotation, biological process: Rab protein signal transduction; retrograde transport, endosome to Golgi.
GGUCAUGUGAGCGUGAUAUACUGCUCCAGAGUUCCAGAGCAGCGGUGGGACACCGGAGAGACAUGUCACCGUCCGACUGCAGCGCCCUGCCGGGCUAAACGGAAGGAGUUCAGUCCGACAACGGGCACCACCCCUACGGGCAACAGCACGGAGAGUUCGGAACGUUUGGUGACUCCAGACCUUCAGGGCGGUGUCCUGAACUGGAUUAUUAAUUCUAGAAGCCAGGAUGUCAAAGUCUGCUCUCCUGAAGGUCAUCCUCCUCGGUGACGGUGGUGUGGGUAAGUCGUCUCUCAUGAACCGCUACGUCACCAACAAGUUUGACGCCCACCUGUUCCACACCAUCGGCGUGGAGUUCCUCAAUAAAGAGCUGGAGGUGGACGGGCAUCGUGUCACCCUGCAGAUCUGGGACACGGCGGGACAGGAGCGCUUCCGCAGCCUCCGCACGCCGUUCUACCGCGGCUCUGACUGCUGCCUCCUUACCUUCAGUCUGGACGACGGACAGAGCUUCCAGAACCUGGCCAACUGGAAGAAGGAGUUCUCCUACUACGCUGAUGUCAAGGACCCGGACAGCUUCCCUUUUGUGGUCCUGGGAAACAAACUGGAUGUUCCGGAACGCCAGGUGUCCGGGGACGACGCUCGGAAGUGGUGCCGCGAAAACGGUGGACAUCCGUACUUUGAGACGAGCGCCAAAGACGCUACAAAUGUAGCCUCAGCGUUUGAGGAGGCUUUUCGACGAGUUCUGGCGUCAGACAACAGAGAUGAUCACAUGAUCCACACAGACACAGUCGAUCUGCAGAAGAAGAGUCGUCAAGGAUCUGGCUGCUGCUGAGCCCAGCCUCGCGGGGUUCGGAGGUCACAGGAAGAGGAAACCAAGGUUGCGUCUUUUUUACUCAUCAGCCUUUGUGUUUCAGACCAAAACAGAUGAUUUAUGGUCUUUUAAAGCAAAUUUGCACCAAGAAAUCUGCAACAUUUUUUAAAAACAAAAAGAUUUUCAAACCUUAAAGAGGUUUUUGUGACAAACACCAAGACCAACAAGACCUGAAGGGACGAUUGGAGCUAAUGCACAUUUUUAUCACCUUUAUAUGAUUUCUCGUCAUGGCGGGUCAUGCUGAAGAGAAACUGCCACAAGUACUUCCUGUAACACAAGCUAGAAGGCUCAUGUGCAGUUGGAACAUUAAAAUGACUCUACCUAAGGUCCGUAAAACUCACCACAACUCUAAACGAAGCCCAAGUAGGCUGAGAACAUCUGAAAAAGCAUCUUUUUCUUCAAUAUUUGGUCUAAUUUACCCAAAACUAAUCUGAAGGUUACAUAAUGAAGUUAUAGUGGUUAUGUACUGUAGUUUAUAAAAGUAAAAGUACUGUUUACA